This is a messenger RNA of Lethenteron reissneri (Far Eastern brook lamprey), 9344 nucleotides long. It is a transcript of the gene WDR81, whose product is annotated as WD repeat domain 81. Gene Ontology annotation, cellular component: mitochondrion. Gene Ontology annotation, molecular function: protein binding; phosphatidylinositol 3-kinase regulator activity. NCBI's taxonomy places the organism in Eukaryota, Metazoa, Chordata, Hyperoartia, Petromyzontiformes, Petromyzontidae. Gene Ontology annotation, biological process: aggrephagy. The record is from RefSeq and is a predicted model, not a curated record.
GCGGCCCAGCGGUGGUGGCGGCUGCUCACACGGGGACACACACAGAGACACGGGGACACACAGAGAGACACACACACAGAGACACACGGGGACACACACAGAGAGAGAGAGACACGGGGACACACACAGAGACACACGGGGACACACAGAGAGACACACACACACACAGACACACGGGGACACAGAGAGAGAGAGAGACACGGGGAGACACACAGAGACACACACACAGAGAGAGAGACACGGGGAGACACAGAGACACGGGGACACACGCAGAGACACACACAGAGACACACACAGAGAGACACACACAGAGACACGGGGACACACACAGAGACGGGGACACACACAGAGACACACGGGGACACACACAGAGACACACGGGGACACACACAGAGACACACGGGGACACACACAGAGACACACGGGGACACACACAGAGACACACAGGGACACACAGAGAGAGACACGGGGAGACACGCAGAGACACAGAGAGAGAGAGACACGGGGAGACACAGAGACACGGGGACACACACACAGAGAGAGAGACACGGGGAGACGAAGACACGGAGACAAAGACACACGGGGAGACAGAGACACAGAGAGAGACACACGCGGACACGGGGAUACACAGAGACACCCGGGGCCAGACGGAGACGGACACAGCCGCCCAGACUCGCCCAGCUGUGUGAGACGGGCGAGACCGAGACGGGGACACGCGCAGGGGAAGUGCGGCAGCGGCGCGGGGACAGAGACCCCGGGGAGCGCUCCGAGCUGCGGGGAGAGCUGCUCACUCGGCGGGGACCGGAGCGAGGGUGAGGAGGGUUCAAACACCGAACAUAAUAUGGAAGCAUCAUCGCUGGCUGUCUGAAAGAUGCUGACGUCUUCUCAUGUCACCAUGGAGGAAUUAUUGACAGAAACACAAAGGGGACUUGGAAUAGAGUGUGCCCAGCUGGCAGUGGGGGAAGGGAGCCGGAUAACUGCGUUGGUGCCAGACGAUUGGAUCUCGAGCCUGAGCGAAGGGGGUACGCUACCGCCCUCUUGUCCCAAGCCUGAUGGGCUGACGGCCUCAGAGGUCAGUACCCUUCUGCAGAAGUCUGUGCACAGGCUCCCGGAUGGUUGGACCAAAGUGUCUAUACAAGUGGUUGUCAAGAGCUGUCUCGAUUACAGAAUAUCCUGCAUCAGGUGUGUCAAGAACUGCUUCUCAGGAUUUGAUGGCAAAUCCCCUCCAGAAUCUUUCCUGCAUUUCAUGCAAGGCGUCUGUCAUGAUAACUUCAGGAAUCAGUGGACAAAAGCCUUCGAGAAGUACGCCGCUCCCUACCGCUCUGCCACGGAAAGCAAAAAGCCACGAGCCGCUCUGACGGCAAUCAAGCACGCACUCCAAGAGCUCCAUGGCUUUAGUUGUGUUCCUGUAACUUCUGAAAGCAAUUACUCGGUUCUGUGUAUUAAAGCUGCUCACAUGCACACCUGCCCACCACAGGGCAUUAGCGUGCUGAAAGCCAAAGCCCUGGUCGAAACUUCUGACCGUCUCUUUGUUAUCAGUUCAUUUCUAGAGCACAGCCUUCAUAGCGUGGUUACAUUCAGCCCGGCGAAGCUUGCCAACAGUCACGCCAAGGUGCUGUUUGUGAUAUACCAGGUUCUGCAGGCCAUGGCACUCUGCCACAGUAGAGGCCUGACGUGCGGCGCCCUUUCCCUGCACGAUCUUGCCAUUGAUGAAAGGCUGCGAGUGCAGUUGAACCCACGGUUACCCGACUACGAGAAAUGCAAAUCUGGGCAUCGCAAAAAUGAAUCAGGAGAAAUGCCGGAGUCUGUAACGGAGGAGGUCGUUGGGCACAAAGAGUCAGAAAGUAUGGAGGAACAAAGACUCUGUGAGUCAUGUAAGAAAUGGUUAGCUACUGCUGUCACAGACUGGGUCCACGGGAAGAAGAGCAACUUUAGCUAUCUCAUGGAGCUGAAUCGCCUUGCUGGGCGCAGACUGGGAGACCCAAACUACCACCCUGUGCUUCCGUGGGUGGUGGAUUUCACCGUGCCGUUUGGAAAACUACGCGACAUGACCAAAUCUAAAUUUCGGCUGAACAAAGGCGAUGGCCAACUGGACUUUACCUACCAGAUGAACAAGGAAGCUCCCGUUACCAUGGGAGGAGGGCACAUGGAGCACCUUCACGUCCCCCAUCACAUUACCGACGUCCUGUCUGACAUCACGUAUUACGUGUACAAAGCCAGGCGGACACCCAGGGAUGUCUUGUGCAGACACGUGAGGUCAAAAUGGGAGCCCAACGAGUAUCCGGCCAGCAUGGAUCGCCUGCAGAGUUGGACACCGGACGAGUGCAUCCCAGAGUUUUACACCGACCCAGACAUUUUCCGCUCGAUCCACGCGGACAUGCCGGACCUAGAGAUCCCGGCCUGGUGUGACUCGUACAAUGACUUUAUUGAGAAGCACCGGCGACUCCUGGAGAGUCCCAAGGUUUCGGAGAACCUCCACCACUGGGUCGACCUCACAUUUGGCUACAAACUAUCAGGAAAAGAGGCAAUCAAAGCCAAAAACGUUUGUCUUCACUUGGUGGACAACCACACCCAUCUAGCAAACUUUGGUGUCGUUCAACUCUUUGACUUCCCGCACCCUCAAAGAAUGAGCCCUCGUGGUGAGUCCAUUCAGGAUCCACCGUACAUUACGCAGUCACACUCAUAUGCUGGCCAUGUCGUUAAGGACGCUGUAAUUAUUGAAAGCCAUCAAAUUCCUGACUUGGACGUCCCUGAUGUUGGAAUUGAAGGCUUGGACUGUAAAAGUGACUUCUUUGCUGCAACAUCUUCCGCACUUCCAGAUGAGGACGACGGCAGUCUGGAACAUGCAGCGGAGGCACUGGAUGCUCUGGAAGACGCAAAACGCACCGAUAGUCGAGCGGCCAUCUCAUCCAUGGCGACACCGAGCAGCAGCAGCAGCGUCUCUCUACUGCAGCUGGAACCAAUGUUUAUGGGACUCAUGAGCACUUGGAAAGUAAAACCGCAGCUCUCUGAAGGUCAGGAGCUCAGCAGUGCAAAGAUAAUUCUACCAGAAGAUUUUAAUCCACUCCAGAAUUUGGAGAGGUUGGAGGCAUUCUAUAAAUUCACAAGCGCCACGGGACAUUGUCAGCUUGAAAGGACAGAGGUGUCACAAAAUGCUUCAGACAUUGCCUUCCCUGAUUUGCUGCAAAGGGACAUGCAGGCGUUGGGUGUGCUGAUUGCAGAAAUAUUUUUCGCCCCCAAACUUAGAACGUUGACGGUGGAAGCAACUCUUGUGGAUCGGUUCAAAGCGGUGAGGAAACUCUGCAAGUCUCACAAGAAUGCUCUACCACUUCCAUUGCAGCAUGCUGUGGAGGUCUUACUGCAGUUGGACAAGGAUAUUUUUGUGGAGGAUGUUGGGCAGGGCGUGUGCAGCGCUGGAAGCCUUUUCAAUUACCCCAUGAUUCAGUCGGGUCUGCCGCCACCAUCGGCGUUGCAGCUCAUCAGCCCUCACGCGGACAUCAUUGCAUUCCCCGCGUAUUUUCCGGACCUGUACGGUUUCGUCGUGCGCUUUUACAGGGUGACUGAGAGCGGCGAUCAGAGCGCCCUGAGGGAAUUUAUCGUGGAGCUCUCCGAGGACCUUCCAAAACUCCUCGGUAACCUCACGUCGGAGGGAAUGGAGAUUCUCCUGCCGUUCCUGCUGUCACUCAUGUCUGACAAGGUUGUGGCUGUGCGAGCGAUUCAGCACCUCUUUGAGUCGGUGGCCAAGGCGCUGGGGCAGCGGAAUGCCAACAGGUUCCUGCUGAAGCCUCUCAUCGGCGUGUACGAGAGCGACUGGUCGGGCCAGGAGCGGCGCAGCAUGUACGAGGAGGCGUUUGUGCUCAACCUCAUCGCCUGCCUGGGCCUGCCGCAGUUCCUACACUCGAUCCUGAGCCACAUUGUCCACGUGGUGGCCGGCUUCGAGAGCAAGGUCUGCGCCGAGGACGAGGACGCCACCGCUGCCGCUGCUGCCGCGGGCAGCCCUGCACGCCAGGUCUUGCUCAACGUCGCAGGCACGAGUGUGAACCACUCGGAAUCCAUGGACGGAGCUCAGCCCGGGCACUUGGAAGGUGGCGGGGACAGCGAGAUGGAGGACUUCUCCGGAGGGGUGGUGCUCAACGAUCAGGUCAUGCUGGGAGAAACGCUGGACUUCACGUCGGCCGUGUACAGAGGCAGCGGGGACGAGGAUGGUGCUCAGCCGCCCCCAGCGGACGCCACCAGCAUCGGACAGGACAGCAACAAGAGCAGCGGCAGCGACGCUUCCUACGAGGUGGAGAAAGACGGCGUGAGCCUCAAGUCUGUGGACAGCGGGCACGACCUGGCAGGGGCGGAGCGGCCUGAUGGGGGUGACGCAGACCGCUCCCUUGACGAGGGAGGGCCAGGGCCGGGGGAGUGCACUGCGACGUCGUUGGCUCCCGGCGAGCUCGGUGGUGCGGUGAGCCCAGUUGAAGUGGUCGGCCACACCACCCUCGCCAAUCUGUCUGCUUCCUCGCCACUCGUGGCUGGAGAAGCAGCGGAUGGAUUGGAGCCGGGAGGGCCAGCACCGGACAGCGAGGAUAACGACAUCAAGAAGCUGAUCCGCACAGCUUGCCGGACUGUGCGCACGCUCAUUGGGAAGCUGGGACCUACGCUUGCCUCGCGCUACGUGGCGCGGAGUCUCCUGCGACUCCUCUCUACCUGCUACCUGGGCCCCGCCAAGCACCAGUUUGUGAGUGAGGGGGGAGCGAAGGAGGGCGCAGGGGGCGGCGGUGGUGGCGGUGGACGUGGUGCGGUGUACCGGGCACGCCCCGUGCUGGGGGACGGCCAUGCCGAGCCCGUCGUGCAGUGCCUUGUGCACCUCGCCUUCACCUACGGGGAGCCCGUGCUCACGCUGCAGUACAUCCCCCAUGUCGCCUAUGCCGUGGCGUCCAGCUUGGCUGGAGGCGCGCGCAUGAGCAGCCGCAGGGAGGCGAGCCUUCUGGGGGCGGUAGCCUUCACGCAGCGCCUCGUUGUCUACCUGUCCGACACCACGCUGGUGGACUGCAUGCGCCGACUCAGCCAGGAGGUCCUGCAGCCCGUGGUGAACAUCGUCACCUCCCCAUCGCUCAGCUUUCCGAGCGGUGGGCAGUGCCGUGCCGUGCUGUGCCAGAAAGCGAUGAACUUGAUGGCGCUGCUGUGCCUGCGCAUCGGCGGAGACUCGGCCCAAGUGCACAUGGCCGACGUCAUCCGCACCUUCUUCCACGGCUUCUCCGUCGCGCACAGUCUCGUCUCCCCACAGGGAGGCCCUUCAGAGUCUGGGCUCCAACCUGAGCAGGAAGACACAGGCCUAGAGGAGAUUAAAAAGGCCUUCACCUCCGAGUUGGCUUACGCUGCGUUUGUGCCGUUCGUCUGCCUGCUCGGGAAUGUGAGCGUGGAGAAAGUGAUUCCCAACCAUGAGCUGGUGACGCGCCUGAGCUUGGAGCACGAGGAGCUGCAGCGGAGUCAGCUGGAUUCCUCGCCCGGCUCCGCGACGGACAGAGAGCCGGGCGGGAGCUUCACGCAGCCCCGGGCCAGCUCCUCCUUCCAGGACAGCGAUGAGUUCGGCACCUUCGGCGGCAUCAUGAUCGGCAACCGCAUUCAGAUACCUCAAGGCUCUGCCCCAUCAGACGUGGGGCCGCUGGGCCGCGUGUCGGCGCACAGCAGCCCGCUGGCAAGCGCGGUGAGCAUGGUGAGCUCGGUGAGCUCCGAGAGCACGGUGAGCACGCCGCCGUCGCGCUCCCUGGAGGAGGAGAGCCUCGUGAAGCAGGAGCUGCGCGUGAGCGAGCGCAUGCUGGCCGGGAACUGGCUCGCCUACUGGCAGCACGACAUCGGCCUCAACCGCACGGGCGGACGCUUCAUCUUCAACCAGAUCAAGCUGCAGACGUACGUGGGGCACACGGGGAUGGUGAAGGCGCUGUGCGUGCGGCCGGACGAGGACGGCUUCCUGAGCGGAGGCAAGGACCGCACGGUGCGCCUCUGGUCCCUGUCCAACUCUGGCGAUGGCACCGAGCGGCUGCACGCGAAGCUGACGUACGGCCAGCACCGGCGCUCCGUGAGCCAGGUGGCGCACAUGGAGGGCGGGCAGCACGUGGUCAGCUGCGACGGCUCCGUACACGUCUGGGACUGCAACACAGGCUCCACCGUGGCUGUGUACGAGGCCCCCGACUCGCGGCUGAGCGUGAGCUCUCUGGCCGUGCUGCCGGUGCCGCACAACACGAUCGUGGCAGCGACGUCCGACUCCAUGCUGCGCUUCAUCGACACGCGCAAGCCCGGGAUGCAGCACGAGUUCCAGCUGUCAGUGGGAGGCGGCGGCGGUCCGGUGCGCUGCCUGGCGGUGAGCCCGCAUGGUCUGUGGGUGACGGCCGGCCUUUCCUCCGGCAUGCUCGUCAUGCUGGAUGUGCGCACGGGAUACUUCCUUCGGAUGUGGCAGGCCCACGACGGCGAGGUGUUGCAGCUCAAGGGCGUCGGCAGUAACACGUUGGUGAGCUCCUCGUCGGACCACACGCUCGCCGUGUGGAAGGCGAUGGAUGCUCGCUUGAGCCAUCUGUUCCGCAGCACCCCCGAGGCGGCGCACACCUGGGACACGCUGGCAAGCAAUGGCGCCGGGGAGGCCGGCGAGGUGAUCGCUGGCACCACCGGUAAUCGGAUAUUUGUGUACCCUCUGGGGGACUGCGCCUCAGGACCAGCCACCAAGCUGCUCCCCGAAAACUUCCGCGGGGUGCUGUCUCGCCUUGCCGUGCUCCCGUCCAAGCGGCUGCUGCUGCUGGGCUCUGACAACGGCAGCGUGAGCUUGAUGGCUUAGCUGCCCCCUUGGGACUUCCUCCCGGCCACUUAGCCCGCUCCCUGCUGCGUUUAGUAAAAAGUUAAAAGGUGCAGUCCUGCAAUUGCUUUCUCACGUCACUGCUGGCUGAAAGGUCCUCCACGAGAGGAAGCUCAAGAGAAGCCCCUUUUGAUUGUAUCUAACCGACUCUUCUCCACUGGCCAGACAUAUAGGAUGAGGUGGGGGGUACCUAGUUUACUCUACAGCACACAAGCUGUGGAUUGACGCACUGGUCGGACCAAUUUAUACUGCUGGAUGAACAGAGGUAGAGGGUUUAAUAAACUUGCACCGUUGUUUCAACUGCCGCACUGGAAGAUCGAAUCGAACCAGCGACCUCCGAAUUGCAAGUCCAAUGUGCAUUUGAAAAAUCUGUACAUAUGUUUAUACCGCCUACGCAGACUUGGAGAGACGCGUUUCCCUGGAUGAGUCCUUGCAAAUGAAUGGACCAAAUUUUGGAUCAACUUGUUUAUCUGAUUGUAUUAUUGAUGGAUUUUGUAGAUUAAAAGAUUAUGAAUAAAGUUGUUUUUAAACAUGAAGAAGGAUUUAUAAUGUACUCAAUGAAAUAAACUUUGAAAAACACAAGUUUCUGAAAAAGUCACACGAAUAAAUCUUGAAAUGUUACGCACUCUUCUCUUACAGUGUACAGCUGUUGUCAUUGAGGGUAAUUUUGGCUGAAUGUAGAAACAUUCGGCACUGGUGCUGUAGUCUAUGGGCCAAAGCAGAAUUGGAAAACCCUUGGCAGCACUAUUAAUAAUGUAGAGCCCCCUUUGUCAGUCCGCUGCUGGAUUAAGGCCUCCUAAAGCCGGGUUAUUUGACUGCGAGUCAGUGUGGGUUAGUCAAUGGGGAACCCCAAACCAGUUCAGAUAUCGCUUGCCACUGAUGUUGCCUGUCGCUGGGAAUGAAAUUAGUAAUGCAGUGUGUUAAUCACUGCACCAUCGACCCCCCCCCCCCCAAUUUGGGUCCGUCAAUAUUUACCCACAUUGAAGUAGCACGCAUGUCAUAUCGGCGACACGUUUUGUGAUAUCCAGUGGCAGCGACAGGUGACAGUGGUCGAGCCCAAUGUGCAGCAUCAGGAAGACGUAAUGUCAUCUCUCCACCAAUGUCCUAGGUUGGGCAUUUGUUUAAUAUGAAUUGAACAUUUUGCUCAAUGCUGUAAAUGUUUGUUUUUCAACAUGUUUAAGUCUCAAUAUUUUUCUGCGUAACUUGGGAAGAUGUUACUGGAGGGAUUAUUAUUUGGAGCAAUCGCUGUGCAACCUAUUUUUGCUCGUAACCUUUUCCAACACCUUUGCCAGUUGUACACUAUUGCUCUUUAAGUUGUGGUGUAGCAAUCACCCGUAUAGCACUUGAGUUACACACAUCUGGUGAUAUUGUUAAAUGUUUCCUUAUGCACCCCUAACAAAAAGUAAGUUUACAGUUAUGUAAAACGGUAAUUGCAAUGUAAAAUAACAUCAUGCUCAAUUGCAUGCCCAUGAUGUGUACACCUUUUGCUGGACAGGGAAAGCUGCCAAUGGGGGCCCUCCUUGGCUAGACUGCAACAGGGCAUUGAAAUAGUUGAGAUGUGACGCAAGACACUUUUGAGUGAGACAUUUACGCAUGCUAUAAAUGCAUAUCCUUAAGCUCGCAAUAAUGUAUUUCAAAAGGCAUGGGUAUUUCCUAAACAUGUAGCCUUAAUACUGCUGGUAGAUUAUUUCUGUCGAUGUAUUGUAAAAUUGUGAACAAAGUGCGACUUAUUACUCAACUUGAAAUGAGGGUUCAACACGGUAACUACUCAUCAUGGCUACGUUAAUGAGUAAAUUGUUGUCAUUCGAUAAUUAGUUUUAAGAAUAACGAUGCUACUCAAUUACAUUUAAGAUUGAGAACUCUACCACCGGUGGUAUUGGCAGGUCAGCAAUUGUCAGCAUUUAAGAUUGAAUCCUCCUGUGGCCCCAUCCCCUUAGUUUGUGAUUGGUUGCAGUUGAGAGAAGAUAUGGACGCUCAAAGAGAAUUGUGCCAAAAACGACCUCCCAGGAAUUGCGCAAACUGUUUUGCCGAAAGGUUUCGUCAGUGUUUUCUGCAAAUGCAAAAUCCAUUCUGCAUGAAUUGGACUUCUGGAUCAUGUUUUUUUCAGAAAGUUGUCGCUUAUUUCGGAAUGGAUUAUAGAGCAUAAGUUGCUAUUCAUCAGAUUUUGAAAGAGACUUUUAGGAUGUAUAAGGCAAAUAUAGCAGUGCUUACAUUUUAUAUUGAGACCCAACAUUGUGAGGAAAGCUGACUGGGAUGUGGAAAUGUAUAAACCAUGCUGAUAUCUCAUUGCAGAUGACAAUCACUGUAACCAUCCCACCAACCGUCACCACAGUGUGAAACAAACAUGAAGAGCAGGUGACAUGGUGUUUGCCUUUGUUGAAGUGUGCCUGCCUAAUGCCCCCUCUCAUCGUGUCGCACGAAAGAACGGUGUGAGUUGUACCCUCGACAUGUUUUCAGAGGAGUAGACAAGUUGACUUUUCAAAGUAAAAAUUGAAAUAAAAUGUCUUCUGUA